AUGACUCGUCUUCUCUCUUUGGCCAUGACCACGGUCUCCCUGUUGUCUACUACAUUUGCUCUUCACCCCGUGGAUGUUAAUGUUCUUUACAACUUCGGCAAUGGCACCUGGGCCGAGAACCUCGCGGUACGCGCCAAUGGCCACAUUCUUGUCUCACGCCUGGAUACCCCUGAAGUUCUCCAGCUUGAUCCAACGGGUGCCAGUGAGCCCAUUGUAGUUGCUUCCUGGGACUCGACAACCUACAAGGGUUGUCUCGGCGUGUCCGAGACGAGUCGCGAUAUGUUCUACGUGGUAACCUCCGGCUUUGUCGACGAUAAUUUUGUGCUCACGUCAGGGGUUAACAGCAUCUGGGAAAUCGACAUGAGGAAAUUCGCCGUCUCUAAGAAGACAGGCGAGGUGACUUCUAAAGCAAUUGUCUCCAAGCUAGUCGAUAUUCCCACUUCGGACUUUCUGAAUGGCGCUACCACUCUAUCCAAGACCUCGAUUCUUGUUGCCGAUGUUUACAAUGGCUGGGUUUAUCACGUUGAUACCCAAACGGGGGCUUACAAUGUUGCCAUCAACGAUGAAAAGAUGAAGUUCGACGUUGUCCCAAAUCCAGCCGUCAAUCUCGGAGUCAAUGGCAUCAAGAUCAAGCAUGGAUAUCUUUACUGGACCAAUACGGCUGCCGGCACUUUGAACCGUAUUCGCAUCACGAAUCAAGGCGCUGCAGUUGGUAAAUCUGAAGUUGUCGUCAGCAAUGUUCCCAAGGCCGAUGAUUUCAUAUUCAAGAAGAACGGCGUUGCCUUCAUCGCGCAGAACCAAAUGGAUGAACUCAGUGUCCUCUACCCCAGAUCGUCUGCUGCCCAGCUUAUCGCCGGUAGCAACACAUCGACCAUUCUAGCGGGUGUGUCGGCUGGUGCUUUCGGUAGGCUGCGAAAUGACGAGCAUAUUCUUUACCUCACUACUAGCGGAGGUUAG
Penicillium expansum is the source of this 957-nucleotide messenger RNA. RefSeq lists its product as uncharacterized. The record is from RefSeq and is a predicted model, not a curated record. The coding region runs from base 1 to 957 and encodes 318 amino acids. Lineage: Eukaryota; Fungi; Ascomycota; Eurotiomycetes; Eurotiales; Aspergillaceae. The transcript has a single exon.